Molecule: messenger RNA, 657 nt
Organism: Drosophila yakuba
Lineage: Eukaryota; Metazoa; Arthropoda; Insecta; Diptera; Drosophilidae
Product: accessory gland protein Acp29AB
Exons: 1
Coding region: 33-551 (172 amino acids)
Source: RefSeq, a predicted model, not a curated record
GAAAUAUUUCAGUUGCCUCAUAAGUCGGAACCAUGUUUAAACUCCACGUAGUUGUGAUCUACGUGCUUAUAGCUGGAUGUGUCCAAGUCCACGGAUGCGGGGAUUUCUGCUUCUCGAAGAUGGAGGGCAUUAUGGAUUACAUCGAGGAGAUGAAGGAAGAACUGGCCGAGCUCAGAUUUCUGAAUGCCUUUGAAAAGAUCGGAUCCGACUACUAUUACUUUAACCACUGGAAGAGGACUAACUGGACCACCGCCGAUGAAGAAUGCCGCAAGAUGAGCGCACGACUGGCGGAGAUUCGCGACGAGCGGGAGUAUAACGCAAUCCUGCCCAGAUUGCAGGCCAAUAUGUACUGGCUGGACAUCACCAACAGGGGCCAGGGGGAUCACUGGUACUCGCUGAACACUGGGCAUCCGGCUGCCUUCUUGAAGUGGCAUCAGGGCGCGAUGGACAACAAAGGAUUUUCCGUUCACUGCGUAACCAGUUUCUACGGCGACAUGUGGGAUGAAAACUGCUCAAACUAUAACAACUUUAUUUGUAAGUUAAAAAAAUAAAUAAAAAUUAACUAAAUUUGCAUUGGUUUAAUUUUUAGAUUUAAAGUGUUUAUUAUAUGUAAUUGAAAAAAAACACCACAAUCAAAUAAAGAAAUGUAAAACUCCA